Messenger RNA from Thunnus maccoyii (southern bluefin tuna), 1874 nucleotides. It is a transcript of the gene gtf3c5, whose product is annotated as general transcription factor IIIC, polypeptide 5. The transcript is spliced from 11 exons. NCBI's taxonomy places the organism in Eukaryota, Metazoa, Chordata, Actinopteri, Scombriformes, Scombridae. The record is from RefSeq and is a predicted model, not a curated record. The coding region runs from base 142 to 1719 and encodes 525 amino acids. Gene Ontology annotation, biological process: transcription initiation at RNA polymerase III promoter. Gene Ontology annotation, cellular component: transcription factor TFIIIC complex.
UCCACACGGCGUUAUUUUGCACUCGGACACAAAUUCACGCUGCACUAGCAGGCGAAUGCGGUUCGGCUUUGUCAUUCAUAGUUUAGGGUUUAUUUGCUCACUAUGCCUGCAUAAAUACAUAACAACAAAUAGAGAGGCAUAAUGGCGGACUCCAGGCAGAUGAAGCUGGAUUUCACUCUGAAGGAAUUGACUCUCUCCUGUCACUCUGAAGAUGUUCCCGGCAGCUCGUCCACGGUGGAGCUGCAGGACAAGAAACUGGUGUGUGUGGAGUAUCCGGCGGUGGUCAACAGUGUCAGCAAGAUGCUGGAGACUCUCGGCGGUGAUCAAGCAGUGUCCAAAACCUUCGCUCACCCCAACCGGCGGCUUGAGCUGCGUUACCGACCUCAGGACCCUUUCUGUCAUUCUCUGUGUGGAAACCGCUUCCCGUCCAGCAACCUCCUCCUCAGGGUGCGACGGCGGGUCAGAAAAAGUGACCCCAAAGACGCUGAGAUCAACAUGGAUGUACUGGGAGUCAUAGGAACAACGUACAAAUUCCAAGGGCUGGCAGACUUUCAGUGCCUCGCUGUGCAUUCAGAACAUGGGAAAGACACGUCUUUAUAUGACAAAAUCAUCCUCCGCAAAUCAGAGAAUCAAGAGUUCUUUGAGCAGCCCAUGCCUUACUUCCUUCCCCCGGCCAUCUUCUCACGCCUCGACACUCCUGUGGAUUAUUUCUACCGGCCUGACAUCCAUCAAAACCAGAUGCCCCUUAACAAGAACUUUAUUGGUCUGAAUCGCGCCCGCCGGCCCCACAACGCCAUUUUUGUCAGCUUCACUGAACCCACCGUACCCACUGAGUGCCUGGAGGCAGCCAAGGUCAACUGGAUACGAGUCUGCCUGAAGGAGCGUGACAAACAGGCAGAAGAACAAUUGAAAACAAUGUUUGAGAGUCGGCCCAUCUGGUCACGGAACGCGGUCAAGGCUAACAUCAACAUCCACCCUGAUAAACUGAAACUGCUGCUGCCCGUCUUUGCCUACUACAUGGUGACAGGACCAUGGAGAAGUCUGUGGGUGAAGCUGGGCUAUGACCCACGAAAGAGCACAGAUUCCAAAAAAUACCAGAUGCUGGACUUUAGGAUCCGUUGCAGCACCAAGCACGGGUAUUCACUAUCUGACAUGCCAGUGAAAGCCAAGAGGAGUGCCCUUAACUACAGUCUACCAAUCACAUUUAACAAAGCUGGUCCUCAGCCAGCUAGUGUGAUGGAACUUCCAGCUCAGGAGGGUCCAAGUACCAGUCGAGAUCCAGUACCAAUCACAUACCGGCUGAAGGAGUCAUCUUACAUUUUCAGAGAGGGCAUGCUGCCUCCUCACAGACAGAUGUUUUACCAGCUCUGUGAUUUGGAUGUAGAAAGUGUCCGACAGGUGAUUGAGCAGAACAGCGGUAAAGAGGAGGUAUGUGACGAGCGGGAUGGCUGGUGUGUUCUCGGCACCACCGACAAGCUGAGGGACAUAAUCUCAGCCAUGAUCAAGAAGGUCAUCCGAGCACAGAAACCAUCAUUGCCAGAAAUGCCCAAGAGGCGCAGACGCACAGGCCUAGAUUUAAAAUUCCCAGUGAGAGACAUGGAUGAGGAGGAGGAGGAAGAUGAGAGCAAGGAAGAUGAAGAGGAAGAUGAGGAUGAUGAAUUUCAGCCAUCAGAGGGAAGUGAAAAUGAGAUGGAGACAGAAAUUUUGGAUUACAUCUGACAAAAGACUUCUGUGUUUUUUCUUUCUGUAAAAUGUGAUGUUUUGACUUAUUUUUGGAGCUAAAUGUAAAUAAAAAUGAAAGUGUUUCUAAUGGUUUGUGCAAGAACUCUUGUUCGGGCAGAAGUUUUUUGCUAAUACAGAACGACUGAAAUUUA